AUGAAAGCCACCAUCCAAGACAUCUGCCUCGACCUCCUGUUCGUGUACAUAGUCUGGAGCUGGACCCUUUCGGCCAUCCUGCGGUGUGGCGCGACCACCGGCACCCCUUCUCCGGUCUCUCAGGUGACGCCUCCCGCGGCUGAGGCGGUGACGCCGCGACCCUCGCUCUACCUCGACACUUCCCGUUACAGCUCGGAACGCUUCUUGGGCAUCACGACGAGGAACGCCACUGGGAAGCAGAGGAGAGGAUCCGAAAGCGUGGAGAGUGGAGAGAUUUCCGGAAAUUAUCACGUGGUGCGCGGCUCCAAUCACCGAGCAGAUAAAAAAUUCAACAGCAACGAGCAGCUAAGAGUUCCACUGUACAAGCCCGGGGACAUUCCAGGCGUGGAUCCAGUGGAAAACGAAGUGAUAGAACACCCCAAGCAGCCAUUCCCUCCAGUACCGGGAGCUGGUUACAUUCCUCCUUCCGCAGCACUAGAACAGGACGGUCCGGCGCCACUCACACUCCGAAAUGACAGAGAAGAACCCAGAGUAGAAUACGUGACAGCUGACUGUUUCAACAACUAUAUGAAGAUCACUGUGCAGUUCAAUGGAUCAUUCGAAGGUCUGGUGUACAGCAGUGGUUACGCAUACGAUUCCGAUUGCGUCUAUGUGAAUGGAUCUGGACAAGACAAAUACGAAUUUUCCAUUCGGCUCAACAGCUGCGGUACACUAGGUAGACCGGAAUUUGAAACAUCAGCCAAUGAAGUACCGGACCGUAAUCAUUUUAUGUGGAACACGAUCACUGUGCAGUACAACCGAGAAAUCGAGGCAGACCUGGAUGAGCACUUUCAAGUCACUUGUGAAUACGGUUAUGAAUUCCGACGAACAGUCACCUUUCCUGUGGUUGGAGUAGAAAAAAGUACAUCGAGUCCUUAUUUGGUGACCCUUUCGCCCCCACAAUGCUACAUGGAAGUUCGAUCUGGAUUCGGACCCUCAGGCGGUCGUCUUACAGGACCUGUUACUGUAGGAGAUCCGCUUACUCUUAUGAUUCACAUGGAAAGUGAUAGUACUGAGUUUGAUGUUGCUGUAAGUAGCUGCUAUGCUCACAAUGGCGCUAAGAAGCGACUUCAACUAAUUGACGCUAAUGGAUGCAUAUCUAAAGAGCAACUGAUGAGCCCUUUCAGGGGCACUAAGAACGGUGGUACUGGAUCGUCGAACCAUGUCGCUCUUUACGCCUACUUCAAGGCCUUCCGAUUCACAAGCAGCCCAGCUCUCUAUAUUGAGUGUGAUGUUCACAUGUGCCAUGGAACUUGCCCGGCACAGCGAUGUCACUGGAAGUCUUUAACCAAACGAUCUGCAAACCGCAGCUUGAUAAAGAGGAAUGCAACAUCGACAUCAGAAAAUGUCAGUUUGUUCCAAGCUUUACAAGUUUUACAAGAGCCAAUGGAUGCAGUAUCUUCUUCAAAUACACAAACAGAUGAAAUUCCUAGUGGUACCUUAUGCCUUCCAAGCGUCGCCCUUACUGCAGUAAUUUCUGCCAUCUUGGCCUGCCUUCUACUAGCAUGUGUCAUGUGCAUCCUAUUGUGCCUACGCAUGAAGCGCAUCAAAGAGGCCGGAGACAUGCCAGCAAUGGAUAACUAUAUGACCAGUGCCUACCUUCACAAGCAGCCAACUAGGAAACGGCUAUGA
This is a messenger RNA of Uloborus diversus, 1671 nucleotides long. RefSeq lists its product as uncharacterized. The record is from RefSeq and is a predicted model, not a curated record. The transcript has 9 exons. Lineage: Eukaryota; Metazoa; Arthropoda; Arachnida; Araneae; Uloboridae. Bases 1 to 1671 code for a protein of 556 amino acids.